GCGCUACUACCGCCGCCACCGUCCGCCUGUGCCCAGUCGCUCGGACCCAUCGCCACCUCCGGACGCUGCUGCGGGCUUGGAUCUCGCCCGGAAAAUGUCUGAAGAAUUUUCGUUGGCAGAUGCGCUGCCUGAACACUCCCCUGCCAAGACGCCCGCUGUGAGCAACACCAAGCCUGGCCAACCUCCCCAAGGCUGGCCGGGUCCCAACCCCUGGAAUAGCCCCAGUGCUCCACCUUCUGUGCCAGCCGGACCCCCACCAAGUGCAGCACCCUCCACUGUGCCUUUUGGACCAGCGCCAACAGGAAUGUAUCCCUCUGUGCCUCCCACCGGACCGCCUCCAGGACCCCCAGCACCCUUUCCUCCUUCUGGACCAUCAUGCCCCCCUCCUGGUGGUCCUUACCCAGCUCCAGCUGUGCCAGGUCCCACAGGUCCAUAUCCUACACCAAAUAUGCCCUUCCCAGAGCUACCUAGACCAUAUGGUGCACCCACAGAUCCAGCUGCAGCUGGUCCUUUAGGUCCAUGGGGAUCCAUGUCUUCUGGACCUUGGGCACCAGGAAUGGGAGGGCAGUACCCUGCCCCUAAUAUGCCAUAUCCGUCUCCAGGGCCAUAUCCCACUCCUCCUCCCCAAGCCCCAGGGGCAGCACCACCUGUUCCAUGGGGCACUGUUCCACCAGGAGCCUGGGGACCACCAGCACCAUAUCCUGCCCCUGCAGGGUCAUAUCCCACACCAGGACUCUAUCCGGCUCCCAGCAACCCUUUCCAAGUGCCUUCAGGACCUUCUGGUGCUCCACCGAUGCCUGGUGGCCCCCACUCUUACCAUUAAGUUAAGCAUGGACGAAGAGGUGAUGCUUUGCUUUUUGAAGUACGUGUAUAUGCACGUGAAAGACUGCUGGUCUCCCUGUCUCCGAGGGCGCUCAGGAAGGAACAGCUCUGGCACCUCUCAGAGAAGAUAACUGCCUCUUGUACUCGGAUGUGUGCACCAGAUGGGUACAGUCAGCUGAAAACAUGAAAGUUAAUCA
This is a messenger RNA of Otolemur garnettii (small-eared galago), 1019 nucleotides long. It is a transcript of the gene MAPK1IP1L, whose product is annotated as mitogen-activated protein kinase 1 interacting protein 1 like. NCBI's taxonomy places the organism in Eukaryota, Metazoa, Chordata, Mammalia, Primates, Galagidae. The transcript has 4 exons. The record is from RefSeq and is a predicted model, not a curated record. Bases 95 to 823 code for a protein of 242 amino acids.